This is a messenger RNA of Durotheca rogersii, 3075 nucleotides long. RefSeq lists its product as uncharacterized. NCBI's taxonomy places the organism in Eukaryota, Fungi, Ascomycota, Sordariomycetes, Xylariales, Xylariaceae. The coding region runs from base 1 to 3075 and encodes 1024 amino acids. The transcript is spliced from 6 exons. The record is from RefSeq and is a predicted model, not a curated record.
AUGACGCAGGUCUAUCGCGAGCGCGAUGUGCGCUACACGAGGGAGCACAGUCCUUCCUCGUCCGACGACGACAAAUACAAAUCCACCACCGUGAGACGGUAUAAAGUUAGUGGCGGAGGCAGGGUCGUGGAACACGAUCGCGUAGACCGCUUCGAAGACGAUGACGACCGCCGAUCGAGACAAUCGCACUCUCAUUCUCACGCCGGCCGUUCGUCCGGCGACAUGUUGGAAGUCGAGCGUCGCGUCGAGAGAACUUCCUACCCCGAGCGUCCGCGGUCGGCCCUCGAUUCGCACGACAGAUGGCGAGUUGAAUUUGAGAGAGAGAGAGAGGCCGACCGAGACCAUUACCCCGAGCGGCAUUCUCGGACCAAGGUCGUCGAGGAGACGAGAGAGACCUCGUCGUCGCCUCGCGACUACUACUGGGAGCGCCAAUCGAGACAGCCGUGGGACGAGUCCCGGGAGGUAGAUGUUCGCCUCGAGAAACGUGUUGUACGUCGAGAGCCCGACGGCGACGUGGAGAUCAAGGAGAAGGCUAUUGAGGAACGCAAAGAAGAUCCCCGCGACUACAAGGAACGAGACGUUAGGAUUGAGCGCCGCGUCUACGAGGAAAGGGACCCCCGCGAUUUUGAGGUCGAGCGAUACAGAAGGGAGGUUGAGUACUACACAGCCCCCUCCCCGCCGCCCGCGGCUUCGCCCGUCAUCGUUCGCCAAAAGGCUCCCGAGCAGAAGGUAAUAAUCAACGAGGCCCCUGCGCAGGCCCCCGUCAUCCUCCCGCGCCAAGAGCCAACUGUCAUCUUCCUGAGGGACGAGCGUCGUGAGGUCGCGCGUCGUCCCGAGCCGCGAGAAGAGGAUUAUGCCUACCACCGAGAUGAGCGGCGCCGCCGCGACGAGCGCGCGUACGAGAGCGACGGAUACGAGGAGGAUUACUACGUGAAGCGGACGAUAAUAACGCGGGACCGUAGCACGAGCUCAGACCAUCACAGAAAACGACACCUUGCCGAAGGCGCUCUCGCCGGCGCCGGCCUUACGGCCUUGCUGGCGGGUCGUGGCGGCAAGGAUGGCGAGCACCGCGACCAUAGAGGCCGCAAGGUUAUUGCCGGCGCCGCCCUGGGAGCUCUCGGUACCGAGGCCGUGCGACGAGCGAAGAGCGCGUACGAGGAUAGACACGAAGACUACGAAGACGAUCAUCGCCGACACCAGCACCGGAGUAAGUCACGUAGCAGGCUUACUACCGGCUUGGCUAUCGGCGCCGCUGCACUCGCUGUCGCUGGUGGACUCAAAUACAUGCAGAACAACAAGGUCGAGAAGGAAGAAGCUACCCGUGGACGUGCGCGACGUCGGCAUUCCGAGGGCGAAUAUUCGCAAUCACGAAGCCGGUCCGGUCGUAGCCAUAGCAAGUCGAACAUGGCCAAGGCAGCUCUGGCGACUAGUGCCCUCGCUGGCCUGGUGAAACAUUAUAGAUCCAAGUCUCGAGGGAAGUCCGGGUCGAAGUCCCGGUCGAAGUCUCGUCUGAGAACUGGUGCCGAGAUCGCCGCAGCCGGGCUGACCGGCGCGGCGGCAGAGAAGCUGUGGGAGCAUCACAAGGACAAGAAGGAGCGCGAGCGCGAGCGCGAGCGUCAUAGGGACUCAGAUGACGAGCACGAGCAUCGCAGUAGGGGCCGGAGCUAUUCAAAGAGCCUCUCCAGGUCCAGUUCGAGGUCUCACAGCCGCAAUCUGCACUCGCGAGACUCUACGGCUGAUAGAGAAUUAGGACUGGUUCCCAUUCCCGGCGUGGAAUACGGCAGUGAACCAAUUGACAGUUACGACUCCGCGACCGAGGAACCAGGACGCCGGCGUCGCGGCAACCAUCAUCGGCCGUCCUCCGCAUCCGAAAAGGAGGCGAAGAAGAAGAGUCACAGUGCGCUUCGUAAUGUCGCAGCCGCGGGGCUCGGCACCGCAGCGGCUAUCGGUAUCAAGAAGUAUCAUGAUCGGCAGAAGAGCAAAGAGCGAGAAGAGAAGUCGAGAGAGAGCAGUCGGAUUUACGAAGAAGCAACAGCAGCGGCGGCAGAUCCGUACAACGGGUACGAUGUCGAGGCGCCACCCCCCUCCCCUCCUCACCAGUCAGGCGGCUUCCCGCCGCCACCACCUAAUACCUACACGCCACCGCCGCCGCCGAUGGCGACGACGGGACCGACUGGGUUCACACAGCACUCCAAUCUAUCGACGACCAACAUCGAUACCUACGCACCGUACCCUCCCUACAACCCGCAAGACUACAUCAACCUGCCACCGCCGCCGCCGGGUCCACCGCCGCCAGCGUCCCGCGCCGCGCCGGGCGCGCGGCCAGGCCCAGAAAACGUGAGUCCUCACCAUCAUGACAAUGAUCCGCCCUCCGGUGACACCCAGUCCCACCCUGAUGCCUCCCGGAGCACGGCCACCGAGAAGGAUGGUCUAAACCUACCGCCUCCCUCUCCCGCCGCCAGCGUUGCCUCGGCGCCCUCAGCCACCGCAUCGAGAGUAAAGUUCGUCCCGCUCUCACCCAAGUCUUCGCAGACUCUACGUCGCCUCCGGCGUAAGCGUUCCCUCGACGAGGGGGUCUACUACCAUCGCCACCACAACCAUGAGCGCGACGCUGACGAUGGCUCCCCUUCGCGCCGACAUCACCAUCACUCCGCAUCUGACACCGAGGCCUCCGACCGCCACUCGCACGCGCACCACCGGCGGCAGCGGAGGCGCGAAUAUGCGGGGACUUAUCGCGACAAUAGCAGUGAAGACGACGUAGAGGUUCUCCCCGACCGGUUCGACGCGUCGGGGCGGCCGCUCGACGCUGUCGCCGCCUACAACAGUAGCAGCAACAGUCGCGGCGCCAGGGUCCCGAAACAUGGCACGUUCGAAUUCACGCCCCGCGACAACCGCGACGGGAACUGGCGCGUGCGCGGCGCAUGGAGGACCAUCGGUGGUGGUGGAGAAGGACGCGCAGACGGAGGGGAUGCGGACGUUGGGGAGCUCGCACGGACGCUAGGGGGCCUGCUGCUACAAGGCGGAGGUGGAACGGGCUGGACGGGGGUUCUGGGACGCGCGCUUCAGGCCGCGUAG